Chanos chanos (milkfish) is the source of this 2329-nucleotide messenger RNA. RefSeq names its product UBX domain protein 7 (gene ubxn7). The coding region runs from base 19 to 1566 and encodes 515 amino acids. The transcript is spliced from 11 exons. Gene Ontology annotation, cellular component: nucleus. Gene Ontology annotation, biological process: proteasome-mediated ubiquitin-dependent protein catabolic process. NCBI's taxonomy places the organism in Eukaryota, Metazoa, Chordata, Actinopteri, Gonorynchiformes, Chanidae. Gene Ontology annotation, molecular function: ubiquitin binding. The record is from RefSeq and is a predicted model, not a curated record.
GUUGUCGGUGGCGGUAAGAUGGCGACACUCGGAGAUACAUCAGGUCCGGGGCUGAAUGGGUUAAUACAACAGUUCACAGCCAUAACGGGGGCCACUGAGAGUGUUGGGAAACACAUGUUGGAGGCAUGUAACAAUAACUUGGAAAUGGCAGUGACCAUGUUUCUAGAUGGUGGGGGGAUUGCAGAGGAGCCAAGCACUAGUUCUAGUUCAGCUGGAGCAUCCAGCAGCCGAGGCCCCCCUGUGGAGGAUGACGUUCGGGCACCUAUUCCUCAGAAACAAGAUAUUUUAGUGGAGCCAGAGCCCCUGUUUGGAGUACCAAAGCGACGCAGGCCGGCCCGAUCUAUAUUUGACGGCUUUCGAGACUUCCAAACCGAAACGAUCCGACAAGAGCAGGAGCUGAGGAAUGGCAGUGCAAUGGACAAAAAAUUGAGCACUCUAGCCGAUCUGUUUCGUCCACCUAUCGAACUGAUGCACAAAGGCAGCUUUGAGACGGCGAAGGACUGCGGGCAGCUGGAGAACAAGUGGUUGAUGAUCAACAUUCAGAACGUACAGGACUUUGCCUGUCAGUGUCUAAACAGAGACGUCUGGAGCAACGACGCUGUUAGAACCAUCAUCAGAGAACACUUCAUCUUCUGGCAGGUGUACCAUGACAGUGAAGAGGGGCAGAGAUACAUUCAGUUUUACAAGCUCAACAAAUUCCCAUAUAUUUCCAUUCUGGAUCCCCGCACUGGUCAAAAAAUGGUAGAGUGGAACCAGUUGGAUGUGUCCUCGUUCUUGGACCAGGUGACGGGGUUUCUGACGGAGCAUGGACAGCUGGAUGGACAGACCACUCAGCCUCCUGCCAAGAGAGCUCGCUCUGAAAGUUUGAUCGAUGCUAGUGAGGACAGUCAGCUGGAGGCAGCCAUACGGGCUUCACUACAGGAGACGCAUUAUGAGUCAGUCCAGGACAGGCCAGACUCACGAUCGGAGGAUGACUCCGAGGCAGAGCCCUUCUCAGACAGCGAAGGCCUCGUCUCGGUGGAUGGCUCGGACAACGAGGAAGAGGGAGGGCCCGACUUGUUGGAUGGACAUACCACCUCAGAUCAAGCCCCUCCCACAGCCCAAACACUUUCUCAACCAGACAGCCCCGCCCACCACAGAAAACCCCAACACAAAGAGUCCACCCACAGAAAAGAGGAGAGCAAGAAGAACCAUCUGGAACCUCCUGGCCCCAGCUGGACACACCCAGAGCCAGAACGGCAACAGCAGGGAGAGAACCACCGUUCCACACUGCAUCAGUCAUCACAAGCAGCACACACCAGUACCCUGGAGCCUGAUGACAACGGACCCAAGGCCCGACUCAUGCUACGAUACCCAGACGGACAGAGAGAACAAAUUGCCUUGUCUGCUAAGGCUAAACUCAUGGCUCUGGUGAGACACGUUCAGUCUAAGGGUUACCCCAACGAACGCUUUGAACUCGUCACCAACUUCCCUCGACGGAAACUCGCUCACUUGGACUAUGACAUCACACUGCAGGAAGCAGGACUGUGUCCACAAGAGACUGUCUUUGUGCAAGAAAGAAAUUAGCCCCUCCCUUUCUGUGUAAACCACACCCCUUUUCAAAGUCCUGUCACUCGUGACCCAGAAGGAUUGAGUCGGCUCCAACUUGCCCCCAGCUCCAUGCCCGCCCCCCCAGCUUUUACCUUUUUUUGUCAUCUGUGAACGAGCUCUGAUCAGAGACCUUCAUGGACCACAGUUUUUAAUUAGCCAAUGUCCUGUAUUUGUUGGCAUAAUUAAUGGUAAAGAGCUCCGCAAAUCUCAAUUCUAAUUGGAAUAAAAACCAAAAAAAAAACCAAAACACUCGAAUCACAUAGGAUGAUCCAUAAAGAGACGAAUACAUUGAAUCCAGGUUUUUAAAAAAUGCCCUAAUCUACAAAAAAUUUGUCUUUCAAAGUACAAACCCAAUUGCUUCACAAGAGGCAAGAUGACUUUUUAAAACUGCCAUUUGUCUAAUAAAAGAAGAACAUUCUCUCCCAAUGUCUUAUACAGUCAUCACCACCACAAGCACCAUCACCCCCCACCCCCCACAACUCACCCACCCGUCCCCCAUUGGAGGGAUGGACCGGACAGACUCUUCAAGCAUUCUACAGUCCUGUCAACAAGGUUACUACCUCAGUGACACAAGAACCUGGGGUUAUCUAGGACAUGGGCCUGAGGGCUGGAAUAAAACCAGUGGUGUCCAAGAGUUAUUAAGAGGUUAUUCCUCAGUUAUCAGACCUGCAUUGUACAGGGAUUGUGUAGAGAGUGACAUUUAGUCAUAGUGAGAUUCUGUUUAUCGUUCUUUUUUUAU